Messenger RNA from Saccostrea cuccullata (small rock oyster), 1024 nucleotides. RefSeq lists its product as uncharacterized. NCBI's taxonomy places the organism in Eukaryota, Metazoa, Mollusca, Bivalvia, Ostreida, Ostreidae. The transcript has 4 exons. Bases 57 to 857 code for a protein of 266 amino acids. The record is from RefSeq and is a predicted model, not a curated record.
CGAUUUUAUUAGUAUAGCAUUAUAUCAUUUGAAAAAGUGGGCUUUUAUUGAUCAACAUGGAAUUGUUUCUUGUUUUUAAUAUUGUUUUUUAUAUACAAUCAGUAACAUGUGCCUGUCCAAGAUCCAAAGGAAAAGAGUGCUGUUUUGGUCAUUAUUGGGAUAAAACAUACAGGAUAUGUAAGGAAUGUGAGAGUGGCUAUUUUGGAGAAGAUUGUUCACAAAUCUGCUCUUAUCCAAACUAUGGUACCGAAUGUCAAUAUCUUUGUAACUGCAGUCCUAAAUUUUGUAGCCCAUUCACAGGAUGUGUUUUACCGACAGAGACUUACAUUUAUGACCAUCCCUCCACUUCACCAAGAUUGUCAAGUCAUACACAGGAGGAGAUAUCAACAAAAGCCAAUACAGCUGACGAAAACAUGGAUUUUUCUGUUUUUUAUUUGACUCUGAUUACAGUACUGGGAUUAAUUGGUGUUUUCGUUUUAAUACUUACAGUCUAUGUUACAAUACAAAUAAGAAACAAAUGUAGCAGAAACAAAAUGAAAAGAAAUAUUUCCAAACAGAGUAACAAAAGUAGAAAUUCCGAAUCAGAGUCAUACGAAUCAUUACAAAGCAUUAACAUGAUUCCACUAAAUCAAGUAUCAGACGAAAUGGAAACUUAUAAACAACCUGGUAACUCAAAUCAUUUAAGUAACGAACAAAGCGAUACUGAAAAGGAGAAACAAGACGUCAAUGCAUGCUACCUUGCACCUCAAAUAUCUCCGAACAUUGCAAUGGAAGACAAUGAUCAGCAAAUUACGAAGCCUGCUGAAGAAACAGAGAGCACAAGUAAACAUGAAUUGUACCUUACUGUCAUAGGAUAGUGGACAAACGUAAAUUGUAAGGGGAGGUCCGGUCCAGUUCCUCAAAUGGAAGGUUUUAAAGUUUUUAUACACUACAUUUUAGAGUUGCAAAUUGCCUUUUUUCAAGAUUCAUUUACAACAACAUUGUAACGAGUUAGGAAUAAGAAAAGAAUGGUAUUUAAAUAAAC